UUCAAUUGCGGAAACGAAUCCCUAAUUAUGACGUUAUAGCUUCUAUUCAUAUCUCGUUGUUUGAUCUUUUUAAAUCAAAUUACAUCACCCGUUUUCCGUGCAUGGCAAUCUCUUCUGAUUGAUCCGUUAAAAAAUAAAAUAAAAAAUUAAGCUGCGUUGAGACCGUUGUUCAUCAUUCGAAGAUGGCUCUGAAUCCUCUGGUGUUUCCUAACAGUAUGCCCGUGCCCUUUGUGAACGAGAUAUUCGUAUUAGCCAGAGAUGGCGUCGACUUCGAGGUUGACAAGAUCCCCGGAGCUCAAAGAGGACAUGACAAAGCAAAGGGCAUAAGUUACUUGUCCAAUAUACGUAUGGUUUUUGUUGCAAAUAAACCUGGUGGAGACUUUGCUGCUUUUGAUCUGCCUCUGCUUUCAAAGGAUGAUACGCCUACUGAUUUAUGUUCCGAGGAUGAUAGCCACUACCAUGUUUUAUCAAUUAUUUGAAAUGGGUUUAGAGGUUGUGUCACCAACAUGACCGCACAGCAAUCUCUUGCAAAUUGCAAUAGAUUGUCUGGCAAUAUUUAAAUUUGAAGAGAGGAGGGGUGGGGAAGUGAAGCCAAAGCUAUGAUCAUUGGUCAUUAUUCGAAGAUGGCUCUGAAUCCUUAGGUGUUUUGUAAUGGGAUGCCCGUAACUUUUGUGAAGGAGAUGUUCAUAUUGGCUAUGGACGGCGUGCAUUUCGAUGUUCACAUGAACCCUGGUUGAACCUCAGCUGCUGACCGGACAGCAAUCUCGCACAAUAGAUCUGUCUGCGAUGAGGUAUUAAAAAAAAAACACGCAUAGCGGAGGUCGGUGAUCAUUACUUGAAGAUGGUUCUGAAUCCUCAGGUGCUUCCUAGCGGGAUGCUGGGACCUUUCGUGAACGAGAUAUUCGUAUUGGCGAGGGAUGGCAGGAAAUUCAAGGUUGAGAAGAUCUCGAGGUUUGUGUAAAAAGGUGAAAAGGAAAGAAGAAAA
This is a messenger RNA of Coffea eugenioides, 985 nucleotides long. RefSeq lists its product as uncharacterized. Lineage: Eukaryota; Viridiplantae; Streptophyta; Magnoliopsida; Gentianales; Rubiaceae. Gene Ontology annotation, cellular component: nucleus. The transcript has 5 exons. The record is from RefSeq and is a predicted model, not a curated record. Gene Ontology annotation, molecular function: chromatin DNA binding; transcription coactivator activity. Bases 183 to 479 code for a protein of 98 amino acids. Gene Ontology annotation, biological process: positive regulation of DNA-templated transcription.